AUGGCAGGAUACACUUGUGUCCAGUGCCUUCAGGCCCUUCGUCAAGGGGUCCGGGCAUCAGCUCCACAGGCUCGCCUACAGAGCCUCGCUCCCGUACGACGGAGCAGCCCAGUCUCCCCGUCUUUCAUCCGCAGCUUCGGCUCGCACCGCAAUGGUCGAUCGCUCGGCAGCUCCCCAGAGCAGCCCAAGCACGUACACAGCCAGUCCUGCUGUGCUCCUGCCAAGCCCUCUCCUGUGCCCCAGGCCCAGCGAGCUGCUCACACCGCAACCCGCAUGCGAAACCCUCAAGCCGUCUUGAAACCGGACAACCUAUUCCACUCCUUCUCGGACUCCCCUGCGCCGGCAAUCCGCAAACGCGCUCAGUUCAUCAAGCAGAAUGCCUUCUGCCCCCACCCAAGUCACCAGCAGACUCGCAUGCCUGUCUCACCGCACGAUCCCGAGGCGAGAAAAGAUACCGACGAAGCAAACCUGCCCCCGGCCCAUUCGCACUUCGAAUGCCCUGACUGCGGUGUGCCAGUCUACUGCUCUGAGGGUCACUGGAUGGAUGACUUCGAGGCCCAUCUCGAGAUCUGUGAGACUCUGCGUCAGAUCAAUGAAGAUGACCACGAUCUGCACUCCGGCCGGUUCUUCCCUGAAUUCCACUACCCCGGUCCUCAGGACGACAACUUCGUCAUUAACAUGACCAACUGGGAUACUUAUCUCUACACCCGCGAAUUCGCGGCUAUCAACGAUGACCGCUCCAUGCGUCAGGUUACCCGCAUGCUCACCUACCCACAGACCAUUGGUAGUGUCCUGCAUGAACUGAGCCCGUACAGCGUUCGUGCCAAUGGACGGUUGACACCAGAAGGAUUGAAGAGUUUUAGUGCCCUCCGUUACUCCCUCCACCCCCCAAAGGCAGGUGAAGGCACCGACAUAAAAGGUCUCCGCUUGAAAGCGCCCCCAGUGCGUAUCUUCAUCCUCGGUGCCCGCGCCGAGUCCUCCCUGCCCCGGCCCGUCUGGCUGCAGCUGCAAUACAUGUACCCGCGUGCCAUGAUCCACCUCAUCUUCAUCGGACCAGAGAGCAUGGCCAACCGGGACGGCGAGUUCCCACUGCCUGAACGCACGCCCGAGAACCCCUUCGGUGGAAUCGUCGAGGACAGACUCGGCGGCCAGAUGAAGAUCACCACCUACGUGGACUACUUCCAUACCAUGAACCAGGCGCAGUACUUCGGACCGUUCGAUCCCUACCUGGAUUGCUUCAUGCUCUUCCACCCCGGUUUGGGUCACCCGGCCAGCUCGCACGAGUGGGAGGAGACGCUGCCGCAGCUGCUCGAGACCAAGGUUCCUAUCAUCUGCACUGGGUAUACCCAGUGGGAUAUGGAGCGAGACAUCAAUUGGGUGAGUGAGAAGUGUCGUGGUGAGUUCGACGUUCUCCUCGAGCCGGGUGAGAAUAUCUUCCGCAGUUUGCGCUGGGAUUUGAACGAUCAGGAUCCCCACGAUGUUUCUUGUGGAAACUGGGGAUUGUGGGCCUUCCGAGGCAAGAGAUACGAGGCUACUUUCGCCAAAGAGGAGUAG
Molecule: messenger RNA, 1554 nt
Organism: Penicillium bovifimosum
Lineage: Eukaryota; Fungi; Ascomycota; Eurotiomycetes; Eurotiales; Aspergillaceae
Product: putative mRNA processing protein (Mss51)
Exons: 3
Coding region: 1-1554 (517 amino acids)
Biological process (GO): mitochondrial respiratory chain complex IV assembly
Cellular component (GO): extrinsic component of mitochondrial inner membrane
Source: RefSeq, a predicted model, not a curated record